GCCAGGCGGAAUUUACACAGUGAAGCACUUGGUCAUGUCUCAAGAAAAAUACUCUCAAUGACAAUUCUUCAGCCUUUAAAGAAACUGAAACAACAAAUAUGAGACUUCAUCAGAUGCUCCGUAAUACAGCGACCUUCAGGACGGUAUUUGACUUUGGCGACAGAGAGGUUGCACAUUGGUUCCCUGGUCAUAUGGCCAAAGGUCUGAAACAGAUGAGAGCUACUGUGAAGAAUGUUGACUGCAUCCUGGAAGUCCACGAUGCUAGAAUCCCUGUCUCAGGUAGAAACCCUCUGUUCCAGGAGAGCUUGGAUGUCAGACCUCAUCUCCUGGUGCUGAACAAGAUGGAUUUGGCUGACCUCUCGGCCAAGAAUAGGAUUUUAAAACAACUCCAACGAGACGGAGUGAAGAACAUCCUUUUCACAGACUGCCUCAGUCAGAGAGAUGAAAACGUCAAAAAGCUGGUUCCCAUGGUGAUAGACCUGAUCCAGAGCAAUCCGCGGUUCCACCGAGAGGAGGACACAAACUUCUGCCUGAUGGUGAUCGGGGUGCCCAAUGUUGGAAAGUCAUCUCUCAUCAAUGCUCUGAGAAGAACCAACCUGAAGAAAGGUCGGGCUUCGAAAGUAGGAGGUGAACCAGGCAUAACCAAAGCAGUGUUGACUAGGAUACAGGUGUGUGAGAGACCCAUCAUCCAUCUUCUAGACACACCCGGCGUUCUUCCCCCAAAGAUUCCGAGUCUGGAGACUGGCAUGAAGCUUGCUCUAUGUGGAACCAUCCUGGACCACCUAGUAGGUGAAGACGUCAUAGCGGACUACCUUUUGUUCUCCCUCAACAGACUGGAGAAGUAUAGUUACGUGGAAAGAUAUGGUCUUGGGGAGCCUACAGAUGACAUCCAGCAGGUGUUGAAGCAUAUUGCUGUCAAACUGGGAAAGACUCAACGAGUCAAAGCCAUCACUGGAGUGGGUAACAUCACAAUCACUGUGCCUAACUACCCAGCAGCUGCCUAUGACUUCAUUAGAGCUUUCCGUAAGGGCGAGCUGGGACAGGUCAUCCUGGACUGACCUCAACCACUACCAGAACAGACCGGACAGACAAGUAGUCUGGCAGAUGCCGUUCCUAGGUGCUGAUUCUCUCAACAUAAUAUACCUGAAAGAGACCUUAUUGGGAAUUUAAGAGUGACUAUUUUUUUAGUCUUUUUCUUCUAGUCUUUGAUCUGUAGUCUAACCCAACACAAAACUACGACGCCGUCUGUGGGUACAGAAAGUAUAUUUUUAUUUACAGUGUAAAUAAUAGUUAAGGUAUGUUAUGUACAGUGUCUUGAUUGCACAACAUUUGUGAAUGUAUGAUGGAAUAGUGUGUGGCUAGGAGAAAGGUGUAGCAUGCUAGGGGUAGGAAUGGUUGAUUUGUAAUCAGGCAGGAUAUUGGCUGUUUGUGGCAUUCCAGGGUCAAUUACAACUCAGUUGAUUUGUUUCUUUCCUCAUUAAAAAACUAAUGGGAAAGAAUUCCCGCACUAGCA
Molecule: messenger RNA, 1513 nt
Organism: Esox lucius (northern pike)
Lineage: Eukaryota; Metazoa; Chordata; Actinopteri; Esociformes; Esocidae
Gene: mtg1
Product: mitochondrial ribosome-associated GTPase 1
Exons: 11
Coding region: 99-1058 (319 amino acids)
Cellular component (GO): mitochondrion
Molecular function (GO): GTP binding; GTPase activity
Source: RefSeq, a predicted model, not a curated record